CCUAUCGAAUUGUAGUUAACUAUUACACAUCCUCUCAUCCGUUACAACAACGAUUAAAGGCAAAGAUUGAAAAUCUACCAGAAAUCCGAAACUGGUACGAUACCGACAAAAUGCGAAGCAAUCUUGCCAUAAUCAAAGAUGCAUACACUGUUCUAGCACAAAGUUCGAACAAUAGAUCUUUUCUAGAAACAGAUUUUUAUUACAUAAUAGCAUCAAAAUUUCCGAGGGAUGCUGUAAGGGAUCUAAUGCAGAAGUAUGGAUCCAAGCUAACCGUGUCACAAUAUAUAACCAACAUUAACAUGUACAUUGAACAGAAUGAAGAACAACAGAUUAUUUUGUCAAAGUCUAAUUUUUUUCAAUCAAAAAGUCAAAAUACUAAACCGCGUCCGAGACAAAAUAAUCUGCAAAAUCCUUUCUAUAGUAAUUUCUCUCCAAGAAAUUACCAUCGGACAAAUUUCAACUCUAGGAACUUCGCACCUAGACAUAGACAACCACAACCAACGAUCACAUUUCCAAAUGAACAACAACAUCUAAACGCAAUAUUAAAUACACCAUCAACAUCAAGAGCAACCAAUGCCUUGGUGCCAUAUCAACAACAACAACAAAAACAAAAUUAUAAACCAAAUAGUGAAUGUGUCUUUUGUAAACAAAAACACAUUCCAACAUCCUGUCCUAAACCAAUAAAAGAAAAACUUAAAAUCUUGAAUGCCCAAAAAAGAUGUAUAAGAUGUUUCUCCUCUUUUCACAUGAUUAAUGAAUGUCCAUUGGGGUUUCUUUGCCGAUUAUGUCACGUCUUACAAUGA
Messenger RNA from Dermatophagoides pteronyssinus (European house dust mite), 803 nucleotides. RefSeq lists its product as uncharacterized. The record is from RefSeq and is a predicted model, not a curated record. NCBI's taxonomy places the organism in Eukaryota, Metazoa, Arthropoda, Arachnida, Sarcoptiformes, Pyroglyphidae.